GGGUCUUCCAAUUUUACACUCACGCUAUCGCUUGUUUGCACUCCGUGACCUACAACCGGCAUUCCGAACAGACGCACAAGUAUUCCGUACCGCCGGUCCGGAUCUGUCCGGCUUGCCCGCACACAGCGCAACACACAAAAAGCACAACAGCUCAGCUUGCACCCGCUCCCCGUCCCCGUCGCACCGGGCCACUUGCCCGCCGCACUCCCGCCCUCGCUCGCUCGUUUGGGGAGGGAAACAUACCCCCCAAGCGAAACCUAGCACAGCGCCCGGGCUCUCUCGCUGCGGCGGCGCCCCACCGCACAAGCAGCGUUCGCGAUGAAGGAGAACGACGUGAUCGCCGUCAUCAUCAUCGUGCUGUUCAUCGUGCUCGCGCUGAUCGCCUUCGGCAUCUACCACCUGGUCAGCGUCGCGCGGCGGGAUGUGCGCGGCACCGUGACGACCGAGUCGGAUAGCAGUAGCGGGGAGAUGGCGGAAGAAUCAUGAAGAGAAGGCGGUGGUUGUUUGAAUGAAUGAAUGAAUGAAUUGGUUAACGGGUCCUCGGUGGGUUGGUUGGUAGGGCUCGGUCGUGGGCACACCAGCGG
This is a messenger RNA of Thermothielavioides terrestris NRRL 8126, 584 nucleotides long. RefSeq lists its product as uncharacterized. The record is from RefSeq and is a predicted model, not a curated record. Lineage: Eukaryota; Fungi; Ascomycota; Sordariomycetes; Sordariales; Chaetomiaceae. The transcript has a single exon. The coding region runs from base 319 to 486 and encodes 55 amino acids.